This is a messenger RNA of Trichoderma virens Gv29-8, 1050 nucleotides long. RefSeq lists its product as uncharacterized. The transcript is spliced from 2 exons. Gene Ontology annotation, molecular function: hydrolase activity. Bases 1 to 1050 code for a protein of 349 amino acids. The record is from RefSeq and is a predicted model, not a curated record. NCBI's taxonomy places the organism in Eukaryota, Fungi, Ascomycota, Sordariomycetes, Hypocreales, Hypocreaceae.
AUGCACAUACCAUUUAUUCUCUCUUUUCUUCUAGGCCUCCAAUGGCUUCGCUCUGCAAGUGCGCUCACGGACUUUGAUGAUUGGGCUCACCAGCGCAUUGCCCUCGAAGACGUUAGUAUCCACUUCCGGUACGCCGGAAGCGGACCACCGGUACUGUUGGUUCACGGUAAUCCUCAGUUUAGUCUCACAUGGCGUACUAUUGGGCCUCUACUUGCAGAGAAUUACACCGUCAUCGCGGUGGAUAAUCGUGGUGCAGGCGACUCUUCGUUGCCACCAGAUGGAAACUACACCGUUAUGGCAUCUGCAGAAGAUCUCAAAGGCGUCAUGGAUUUUCUCAACAUUACCUCAACAUAUGUCCUAUCACACGAUAUGGGGGCCGGUAUAGCGACUGCUUUGGCCGUAAAAUACCCUAAUCUGGUUCGGAGGCUCGUUGUGACAGAAUACCUUCUCCCUGGGUUUGGGUUUGAACUUGCUCGAAAUCCUGGCGCAUACUGGGAUUUAUACGCCAAUUGGCAACUUGCCUUCUUUUCCGUUACAGAUGCCGCCGAAUUCUUUAUAUCUGGCAAGGAGAGGCAAAUGUUAGAAUGGUAUUUCUAUCAUGGGAGCUACUCUGGCGCUACAAGUUUCUCCGAAGACAUUGUUAAUCGAUAUACGAGUUCAAUUUCGAAACCAGGAUUUCUAAGAGCCAUGCUUGGUCCAUUUGAGAAUAGAGCUAUUGCUUCAGCGGCCAGUUUUUUUCAAGGCACACUUGGAAAGAGCCCACUACAAGUAACAACCCUGGCAAUGGGAGGUGAAGCUAGCUUGGGACCCUUCGCCAAUCAAGCCUGGGGCGAUGCGGCGGGCAAUCUUGAGACGGAUGUUAUUCCGAAGGCUGGACACUGGAUUGCUGAUGAGAAUCCUGCCUGGGUUGCUAGACGGGUGCACAAAUUCUUCUCCGAGGAAUCUACCCAGCCACCCUCGGUCAAUCUAUCGGUGCUCAACGAUAAAGCCACUCUCACUGUUGGUUACUUCGGAACUCUUCAGAAUGUAGCUUUAUCUGGCUCUUCAUAA